AUGCCAUUUUCAUUAUCUUCCAAAAUUCAGACCUUUCCCAAACUUCCUAGAUUUCAUUCUCGUAGUUUCAAUGCUAUCGGAGAGGCCAGUAACCAAAAACGAGUUGUAACAUUAACGCCGCGGACUAACUCACUUCUUUGUGUGCUCCGCGUUUUACUUAUCUUCAGUUUGAUUCUCACACUCAUCUGGAUUGCCAUGGUUCUUACACUUACCAGCAGACUCGCACCCAAUUUGUCUUCCAGCGGAGUCGCGGACAUCGUCAGAAAGUGGCAGAGCCCAGCAGACUCGGUCGCCUUGCUCAAUCCAUGGAACCAAGACUUCACCCGCGAUACUACACCAGUGUCUUGUCACUCACACAACGAUUACUGGCGCAAAGUGCCACUCUACAGCGCUAUUUCAGCCGGAUGCGUGAGCGUAGAAGCAGAUAUAUGGUUUCACAAAAAUGACACCGCCGCGGAUCUACUGGUCGGGCAUGACAAGAAAUCGCUCACGGAGGAAAAGACUCUACAAUCUCUUUAUCUAAACCCGUUUCUACAAAUACUGGAGAACAUGAACAAGGCCAGCAACCUCGGAAACGAUAGUGUCCCAGCUUCCCCUCGCGGCAUAUUCGACAAAAACCCAGAAAUGACUACGCUCUUACUCCUGGACUUCAAAUCCGAUGGCCCAGAACUUUGGCCAAUUAUACAAGCACAACUCGAGCCUCUCCGUGUUAAGCGUUGGUUGACAUACUGGGAAAGCAGUACUAAUAAACGACAAAUCCGACCCAUCACUGUUGUCGCAACCGGAAAUGCACACUUUGACUUGGUCACUUCAAACACCACCUACCGAGAUAUCUUCUUCGACGCACCAUUAACCGACAUAAAGAACACAAAAUACACAAACCUCAACUCAUAUCUUGCAAGUGCUUCGCUUGGAAAAGCGAUUGGAACGGUCUGGGCUGGAAACAUCAACGAUAAACAACGCAAAACGCUGACAACUCAAAUCAAUGAUGCCAAGGAGAAAGGACUGAUCACUAGAUACUGGGACACCCCCUCGUGGCCAGUCAGCUGGAGGAAUUCCGUCUGGAAGGCAUUGCUGGAAGUGGGGUCAGAACUCUUGAAUGUUGAUGAUCUGGAAGCAGCGGCAAAGUGGAAUUGGGAUUGGUGCGUAGUGGCCGGCUUGGUUUUGUGUGGGUGA
Molecule: messenger RNA, 1176 nt
Organism: Glarea lozoyensis ATCC 20868
Lineage: Eukaryota; Fungi; Ascomycota; Leotiomycetes; Helotiales; Helotiaceae
Product: PLC-like phosphodiesterase
Exons: 2
Coding region: 1-1176 (391 amino acids)
Biological process (GO): lipid metabolic process
Molecular function (GO): phosphoric diester hydrolase activity
Source: RefSeq, a predicted model, not a curated record